Messenger RNA from Schistocerca cancellata (South American locust), 3209 nucleotides. Its product is annotated as 23 kDa integral membrane protein-like. The record is from RefSeq and is a predicted model, not a curated record. Gene Ontology annotation, cellular component: membrane. Lineage: Eukaryota; Metazoa; Arthropoda; Insecta; Orthoptera; Acrididae. Bases 35 to 742 code for a protein of 235 amino acids. The transcript has 5 exons.
GACUUCCGUCCGUGGUACAGCAACAAGCAACAAAAUGGGCUGCGCUAUUUCCAUCGUAAAGUACAUCCUUUUCCUGUUCAAUUUCAUUUUUGUGCUUGCAGGUAUCGCCCUACUGACAAUUGGGAUUCUGAUAAAGCUGCAAAUUGGUGAAAUUGGAGAAGUUCUUGACUCAAAGACAAAUACUCCUGCUAUACUACUCAUAGUUAUUGGCAGUAUUAUUCUUGUGAUCUCAUUCUAUGGAUGCUGCGGAGCAAUCAGAGAGAGUCAUUGUAUGGUCACAACGUAUGCUGUGUUCCUCCUGACAGUACUGGUUCUGCAAAUUGCAAUUGCUGUUCUUGCUUUUGUAUACGGUGGUGAUACGGAUGCUGUUCUAAAACAAACUCUUUAUGACUUUGUUCAUGACUACAGUACAAACGAAAGUAGUAGAAAAGCAAUGGAUGCGCUCCAGAAUAGUCUAGAAUGCUGUGGAGCAGAUGGACCAGAAGAUUAUUUCAAGAUGGGCUUAUUUAACUUGCCAUCUUCUUGUUGCAAACAAGGUGACACUUGUCGAAUUGGAAUUCUUAAUUCAGCACCUUACUACACUACUGGCUGUCUUGAAGCUAUGGAGAACUUCUUGAGCUAUGCAGGACACAUAAUGGGUGGUAUAGCAAUUGGAGCAGCUGUUGUUGAGAUUGUUGGAAUAGUAUUUGCUCUUUGCUUGGCCAGCUCAAUCAAAAAUGAGGCUCGAAGAAGAGAUGUUUAACUUCUUGUUCAAAAGAAAUAUGUGAAACUGUUGUGAUCGGAUUUCCACAAGAAUCACUACAGUGAAUGACAGUCAGUAACACUGAUUACUAGAUUUAAAGAAUAUGUACUGUGAACAAACAAUGUAAGAACAAUUUUAGCAUUUCUACUUAGUAUAGUACGAACCUUUAGAUAAUUUUGCAUUAUUCUGUAACAAGUGAUAUUAUUCUAGGAGCAUGUAUGACUAGCAUUGGCAGGUAUCAUUAGUUUACUUCCAUUAUAUAAGCUAUCAUAAAAUUCAAGAGACAUCUAUUGGUUGCAGUUUGACAUUUGAAAAAGUAAUGCACUUGGAACAAAACAACAGCCUUUUUCAAUUUUGGCAACACAUAGAUCUUUUAACUCAGUUUUUGUAUAAUAGUAUCUAAACAACUUACUUUGUUUGUUAUAGAUCCUGCAAAAAUUCGUUAUUAGUUUGUCACAAAUAUGAAACAGAGUGUGGCUGCAUCGUUAUUUGUUAAGAGUCUAUAUACAGAUUCUGCUUAUUUAUUGUCAAAUGAAGAUUUAUUUUAAUGAAACCAUUCCUAAAUAAAAUAGCACUUUUCUUUUUUCUCUGGUUGUGUUGCUGAUUUUAUUUACUUUAUUUUACGGGUUUUAAACAAGUCACCUCUCCUAUCUGUCUACCAUGAAUACUACACAAUGUCUGAAUGCAUUUGAGGAAUUCUCCCCCAUUGUGUAGCCUAAUCACUUCCAGUUUGGAUGUCAGUAACUUCAGAACUUUAGAUGAUUUCAUUUUGUCAGAACAUAUCCUUAUUUGUAAUACAUUGCAGUGCCAUAAGAUCCAUCAAAGUGCAUUUUCAUGAACAAAUGUUCAAUAAAAAUUCAAAAUUACAGUAUGUACUAAAUUCUACAUAUGCUUCAUGUGAGACAAAAUAGCACAUUUUUUCACAAGGUAUUUUUCGAUUUCACAAACCACUGAGUAGACUUGUAAGGCCUUUACUCCAAUUCAGUCAUACUUAUUAUUCAGAUCACAUAUUUUAAUAGGUUUUCUUUAAGAAAUAUCAUGAAACAGACUUAAAUAUUUCCUUUAUUAUUUUGCUAUUUUGAUGUCUUAGUUGAUUUUUGUUUCUAUAAAGGAACUCUAACUAUUGUUAUUUUGUGAUCAUUCAAAAAAAAAAUUCUUCCAGUAUAGUUGAUAAGAAUGUAUUCCUACAAUAGAGACGAGAUUUCAUAAUUCAAAAACAGUUUUCUGUUACUGUCAUGGUACUUUCCUGAAGCUUGCCAAUGAUUUCCUUGUUUUUCUUUGUAUCUGGCACUGAACACUUAUUUUAUAAGUAAAAUGUUAGUUUUAAAUAAUAAUAAUAAUAUGUAACUACAACAUUUGAGAUGCUGCACACAAUGGGGCGCAACACAUAGUUUUUUAGCAAGGAAUCAUUGUUCAUUACUAAAAAUUUUAUCCUUAAACAAAAUCAAUUCAGUUAUAUUGGUUCCUAUUGAUAGCACUAUGUUUCCUCUCUACCCUCACAUUCACACUGCUAGUUUUCUUUAUGUUUUAUGGGUUCUAAUGUAAUGCAGACUGUUUUUAUAUAGUACUUGUUGUCCAUUAAAUUUCUUUAGGUAUAAUUCUGAAAUUUUGAGAGUGAUGAUAACCCUGCUGCCUUCUAUAUUAUUAUUUAUACAUCAUCAGGCAUUUUUGGUGUACAAAUCAAUUUAAAAUUGGCAGUGAAAAAUCGGAAUUCUAUAUAUAUAUUUAAUACCUUAACGCAGUUUCUAGAGAAAUGCACAGGAAGACAUAAAUUUCUUUGAGUGAUGGCAUCAUUUCUCGUUUGUCAUAAAUAAGACCAACUCUAGCAGUUCAGAGCUGCUUUUUCUAAAACAGUGUUGUUACCUAUCUAUCUACACAACAAACAAAUUUUUCUAUACAGAUAUAAAUUUCUGUCAUGAUAAAAUAAUGGAAUCCACAAUAACUUUCGCCAUACUUCAUAAGGAGGCAUUCAUAGUACUGUGUAUAUGAAGAUGUAUAAAAUUUAGUGACUAUAUUUAUUUACAGAAAGGACUAACUUUAUUUAUACAUUUUGUAAUUAGAACACUGGUUUCUGAUUUCAGUAUUAAUGUAAUUUCUAAGAUGAUAUCAAUACUAUGCAAAGGAUAGUUGCUACUCAACACACAGUGGAGAUACUGAGUUGCAGAUAGACACAAUAAACAGACUGUCACAAAAUUAGCUUUCAGCCAACAAGGUCUUUGUCAGAAAUAGACGCCUUGUUGGCCAAAAGCUAAUUUUGUGACAAUCUUGUUGUUGUGCCUAUCUGCGAUUCAGCAUCUUCACUAUAUGGUGAGUAGCAACUAUCCUUUUCGUAAUACUGUUGCAUUGCAUCCUGGAUUUUCCAUUGUUCUAAGGUAAUAAUUGAUAAAAGAUGUAAGAGUAUAUAGGGGUACUUUUUAUAAUGUGAUUAUAUUAUUUAACAUGGAUAUUAAAAUGGUACUAUUGGAAA